This is a messenger RNA of Anolis sagrei ordinatus, 2952 nucleotides long. RefSeq names its product HRas proto-oncogene, GTPase (gene HRAS). NCBI's taxonomy places the organism in Eukaryota, Metazoa, Chordata, Lepidosauria, Squamata, Anolidae. The record is from RefSeq and is a predicted model, not a curated record. Gene Ontology annotation, cellular component: plasma membrane. Gene Ontology annotation, biological process: Ras protein signal transduction. Gene Ontology annotation, molecular function: GTP binding; GTPase activity; GDP binding.
GGCUUUCUCCUUCUCCCUCCCGCGCUUGGCCCCGCCCCUCUGGGCGUGAUUGACAGCCUCCCCAGUCCACCGCGAGGCCGGACCCGCAGUCGGGGGCGCGAGGGUUGAGCCCUAUCAGCUGCUCCGGGAGAGGCUGGAGUGACGAGCGCCCGGGGCUGCGUUGGGCGUGGGUCCCUUCUCCUUCUCCUUCUUCUUCUCCUUCCUCCUCCUGGUCGUCGUGCCCCGGCCUUGUCGCACCCACGCCGGAGCCGUGGCGGCCCGGGUCUCGGGGCCAAUGCGGGGAGGGCGACGCAAAGAGGGGGCUCCGCCGCCGACGCCUCCGUGGGAAGCCCGCUCCUGCCUGGAGGGACCCACGGAGAACUGAAGGCUCGCCAAAAGAGGCGCCUGGGGUCUCUAGUCCAGCCCCGCCCUGCCCUUCCCCACGCGCGAACUUUGCUCCCUUUUGAGAGCCCUCCCGGAAAAGUGGGGGGGAAAGAGCCUCGUGGGAAAAGACGGCGGCGAGUAGAAGGUCUCUGUGUUGUGAGGGGUCCCUGAGGUGGGACUGGCCAGAAGAUGACAGAGUACAAGCUGGUGGUGGUUGGUGCUGGAGGUGUGGGGAAGAGUGCUUUGACCAUUCAGCUAAUCCAGAACCAUUUUGUUGAUGAAUAUGAUCCCACGAUAGAGGACUCCUACAGAAAGCAAGUGGUCAUCGAUGGAGAAACCUGUUUGCUAGACAUCCUUGACACAGCAGGCCAAGAGGAGUACAGUGCUAUGCGAGACCAAUACAUGCGGACUGGAGAAGGUUUUCUUUGUGUCUUUGCCAUUAACAACACCAAGUCCUUUGAAGACAUUCAUCAGUACAGGGAGCAAAUCAAGAGGGUGAAAGAUUCUGAUGAUGUCCCCAUGGUGCUGGUAGGAAAUAAAUGUGACCUUCCAGCCCGGACCGUGGAAACGCGACAAGCCCAGGAACUGGCUCGGAGCUAUGGGAUUCCCUACAUUGAGACAUCAGCCAAAACCAGACAGGGAGUUGAAGAUGCCUUCUAUACUUUAGUGCGGGAGAUCCGGCAGCACAAACUACGCAAAUUGAAUCCUCCAGAUGAAAGUGGCCCAGGCUGUAUGAAUUGUAAAUGUGUAAUAUCAUGACCAAGGGUCCAGGCAUUGAGGAGGGCAUUCAGUUGACCAGACUGUGACUUGGAGGAGUUUCCACUAUGCUUUGUGCAGAGAUGGAGGUGAUGUGAAAGAAGAAUCAAAUGGAUUCCAGGGAAGAAGACAAACAAGAGGGUAUCUGCAGACCCCAGGAGCUCUGCAUGGACUUUUUCUAAACGUCACCAAGACCUGCAAUGAACUGUUUUUAUUAUUAUUUUUUAAACAACCCCCUCCACAUUCUGCAUUCCCCCCCCCCUUUCCUGGAAAUGAAUACAAAGCCACAGAUAGAAUUUCAGUAAAUUAUUAUAUGAUGGUCUUGACACUGGCUUUUUCAUCUCUGUCCUGAUUCUGAGGACUGAGCUAUCUUCCCUGUCCUCCUCGAGCAGGGAUUGGCAGAGAAGGAGGAAAGCUUACACAGAGCAGGGCUCUUUCUUCAAGCAUGAUGGGUGGGAGCAAACACUGGCUACACAUCAGUUAAAGAAGCAUUUUAGAAAGGAAGAAAACACACUAUUUCUAGUUUGAAUGGUUCUAUGUUUGUAUCUCAGAAAGAAAGUUGUUGUUUGCAAAUCAAGUUUUUAAGCAGUAGCUGGAUGGCCAUCUGUCAGGGGUGCUUGGGUGUUCCUACAUGGAAGGGUUUGGACUGGAUGAACCUUGUGGCCUCCUCCAAGUCUAGGCCUCUUUGGAAAACAUUUCUACUCCCAACUGUCUUGUCAUUCUAGAUUUGCCAGGAAACUUAUCAGUUCCCAAAUAGUUGACAUUAUAUUCUUUGGGUGGGACAAAGAGGCACCACCCAACCUUGUAAACCAGGUUUUAUAUUAAUAGAAAAUGUGCUGUAUCUAGAUCUUUCGCCCAAUCAUCCUGCCUAUUAGUCUUCCCUGAGACAGAUAGAAAAUAGGACCAGUGUCUUUCAUUAAUACACACUGUUGCUGUCUCCGCUAUAGGUUUUCCUUGCAGAGUUUGGUCUCACAAAAGCUCCCUGCAGGUCUGAAUUGUUUCCUCUGGAAUCUAGGCGAGUGGGAAAGAGGGAAUGGCAUUUCAUUAAUGUAUGUCACUUCUGGGUUCUUUUUUCCCUUUUGCAGUUUGUUGGGAGGAUGUCUGUGUGUAAAUGUAAAGAUGGCUAUACAGCAAUUUCCUGAUGGGGUCUGAAGGAACUUUGAUUCUGUAUCUCUCCAUCCACUUUUCACUGAGCCCAUUAUUUUGCUAAUUGGUGGGGUUGUGGGGGGAGGGGCUCAUGUUUCCUUUUGGGGGCACUGGGUGCUAUGCUAUCUCUGUUUUCCUCUCCUAGCCAUUGUGUCUUAUGGGGUGUUGGGAAGGGAGGGGCAUUUAGUGGGCAAGAAAGGGUCACGUGUUGGCUUUCCUAUUUGUUGUAAGCUUGGCCUCUUUUCUGAGCAGUUUUUCAUGCUUGUUGCCUGUGCUGGGGCUGACUUCAUUGACGUGCUUGUUGCGAACUCUGUCUACUUCCUGGGCGGUGGAGCUAGUCUCUGGAGGCAUCAGGGCCUGUUUCCUUGCUCUUGCUCCAAACCCUCCUCCUCUUUCCUUUUGCAGCCGCUGUGCCUACGCUUCCUGCAUGCACAGCUUAGAUCCCUGCUCUUCAGGUGGCAGCUCUUCUGUAUUAACUGUGACUGUACCAAUUAUACUUGCUGUAAUUAAUUUUUCCUCUCCAGUAAGAUAGCAAAUCUGGGUGCUCUCGGCACUGGCUGAAUUAAGGAAAACCAAUCCCUUCCAAUAAUUAGGUAAACAGGUAUUAUUUUUUAAAAGUUUUGGGGAGGUGUAAAAGAGAACCCAAAUCUAGCCUUAAAUGUCAUUAAAAGUGUUUUGUUCUCAGAA